CUGAAGCCUGGUCCAUUUCGCAGUGAAUUCAUCGAUCAAGCAAUGGAGUUGAUUCUGAACCUAGCUGACGAUUUAGCCUGCAAAUGCUUGAUUCGAGUUCCGCACGAGCAGUUGGGAGUUGCUGCUUCGAUCUAUGAUGAGUGGAAGAUCGAGAUAGUCCUGUCCACUUUGCCGCCAAUUCCACGCACCGAGCUCCCGGAGUAUAAGUUAAUUCAACUGGUGAUGGCUGGGGCUUGGUCGGAGCUUGUGGUCUUGGAGAAGAGCACUUCUCUCACGUCGUCGGACACCCUAAGUUCUGUGUUCAUAUAUAGUUUCCUAUCCAAGCAGUGGCGGCCCGGAACUGAUAUACUUGGAGGGAUCCGCGUGAAUUUCGCCUGUGCAUCUGAUGGUGAGCGGAUGGUGUAUGUGGCCGGCGGAUGCAACAGCAAGGGCUAACUGUUAAAGUCUGUCAUGGCUUACGACGUAGUGUUGGACAAAUGGAUUGAGAUGCCCCACAUGGCAAGGGCCAAAAUGUGCGAGGGCAGCUUCGUCGGUGGCAGGUUCCAGGUCACUAGCAGGCGUAUUGCUCCCGAGCGGUACGGGAAGAUUGAUGAGACGUUCGAUCCCGUCACAUGGCGCUGGCUCCCCACUCAAGAUCCGAACCUUCACAAGUGCCGCAAAUCCUUCCCUAUCAAGUUCGAGGAUGGAAACAUGAUUGUCACUCCGGUCAGUUCUGCCGGGACGGAUAUCGUGAAGUUACCGUCGAACACAUCACACGGCGUGGCGUUCUUGGGGGAGAGGCCGAUGGUGGUUGGGUCCCAGGGUUUCAAAUCCUAUUUGUUGGAUCUUAAUACAUUCUUAUGCACUGAGAUUGAAGCUCCUGAUGCGUUUACCGAAGAUGCCUUUCGCAUUAUAUGGCUGGGCUAUAUAGGUUGAUUGAUGUCCAUAAAAUCAUGUAAAACAGGAAGAGGGAUCGCGGGAUCACGGUUUAAUUCCUUGAUUAACACAUUCUUUAGAGAUUCGUC
This is a messenger RNA of Punica granatum (pomegranate), 1004 nucleotides long. NCBI's taxonomy places the organism in Eukaryota, Viridiplantae, Streptophyta, Magnoliopsida, Myrtales, Lythraceae. The record is from RefSeq and is a predicted model, not a curated record.